GGUCGACACCUGUCUCGCGUGACUCUGACCAAUAAAUUUUCGAUCAAAUGCAAUGGAUAUAUUCCCAGAUAAAGUCUCAAAAGCGGCUGACGCUGCAAACAUCAUCUCGGAAUUUGUUGCUCACGAGCAAGUCUGCACUCUGUCAGAUCUGCACCGCGCCCUCUUCCGCUCAUCGGCGACCAAGAAGCAGCUGAAUGUCAAAACAAGCCCGGUUUCUGUGGCGGUAGUUGUUUUGUGCGGCUCUGCAAUAUUAUCCAUUGUAGAUACAGUCAUAUCAUCGGUGGUGAAAUUGGUCGAGGCAAUGGCAGAUGAACCGGUUGUUCUGGUCAUCACCGGUGGCAUCGGGCACUCGACCCAAUUGCUAUAUGAUGCUGUAGCUCGACAUCCCAAGUACAAUAGCAUUACUGGCCAAGUUCAGGGACAACCAGAGGCUCGGGUCUUCCAGACCAUUGUCGAGCAAUUCUUUCACCUUGAAGUUGAAAAGGGCAGCCUCAUAACCGCCGGAAAGCACCCAACACAAAAGCUCACUAUUUUGAUCGAGGAUGCCUCAACAAAUUGUGCACUAAAUGCAGUGUUCACGAGAAAGGUAUUAGACCAGCAUGGAUACACAUCACCAUAUUCUAUUGUCGUCGCUCAAGAUCCCACCAUGUGCCGGCGUACAGUUGCUGCCUUUGAGCAAGUUUAUUCUGAUAAGAUGGACGAUACUCCUGUGUUUGCCGGCUGGCCAACCUUCGUGCCCAGGGUGGCGGUUCAAGACUCUAUAGCUCAAAACCAAGUGGGCGGUCUCAGUUCCUACUUGCGGUAUGAGAUUGCAGAGUUUUACAACAACCAAGCCAACGGUCUUUGGGGUAUGGAACGACUUAUGUCUCUACUUGUUGGCGAAAUUCCACGAAUGAGAGACGACCAGAAUGGAUACGGGCCGCGAGGCAAAGGCUCUAUCGUCCAUGUUGAUAUACCGCAAUAUGUCGAGGAUGCAUGGAUGAUACUUGGCGAUACACUCGGCCAGAAGACGCGAUAGCGCAGUGUGCACGCAUAGGUCGAGUGAGGUUGAUUGAAUACAUACGUACCAGAGCUGUGGAAUUGCCUUUUGCUGGUCCCACGUGCCCAAGCUUGAACCACACCGUUAUACUAUGGUAGCUUCAGAUGUCUAUUUCAGAGCUGAGAUAGCUCUCAGCGUUGGGUUCAAAUGAAGCGGAUAUGUUGUAAUGUUUACCGUUACCUUGUUUCUGUUCGUUUCUGUUCCGCAAAAGGCAGGGUUGUCUUUACACCAUUUAUCAGUGCAUAUUUGGAAUUUUGGGGAUCAAUUGGGCGAUAGUUAUUACAUACAGCAUCAGCAUCUCCAAUUAGAACGGCGACGCCCAAAAAAACAGUAUCUACGAGAGAUUUCCAAUGUCAUAUUUCA
This is a messenger RNA of Fusarium odoratissimum NRRL 54006, 1402 nucleotides long. RefSeq lists its product as uncharacterized. The transcript is spliced from 2 exons. Gene Ontology annotation, cellular component: plasma membrane. Bases 53 to 1018 code for a protein of 321 amino acids. Lineage: Eukaryota; Fungi; Ascomycota; Sordariomycetes; Hypocreales; Nectriaceae. The record is from RefSeq and is a predicted model, not a curated record.